Molecule: messenger RNA, 784 nt
Organism: Amphibalanus amphitrite
Lineage: Eukaryota; Metazoa; Arthropoda; Thecostraca; Balanomorpha; Balanidae
Product: 7,8-dihydro-8-oxoguanine triphosphatase-like
Exons: 4
Coding region: 175-648 (157 amino acids)
Biological process (GO): DNA protection
Molecular function (GO): 8-oxo-7,8-dihydroguanosine triphosphate pyrophosphatase activity
Source: RefSeq, a predicted model, not a curated record
AACUGCUAUUUCAUUCUUCAAUAAGAUCAGAAGAGCGGAAGUAUUUCUAUAUUGCCUUAGAUGCAAGAACCAAGCUUUCAUAUUGCCUAUCUUGCUGUUAUUCUUUGAGGCAUCUCCUUACAGCUGCCUGUUGUUUACCCCAUUCAGAAGCAAGUCAGAGGCUGAGCUUCAGCUAUGUUGAAGAAGGUGUUGACCCUGGUGCUGGUGAGGGAUGUAGCCCAGCAACGUGUUUUGCUGGGAAUGAAAAAACGUGGCUUUGGUGCUGGAAAGUGGAAUGGCUUUGGAGGCAAGCUUGAGCCAGGCGAGACAGUUGAAGAGGCAGCCAAACGGGAGCUUCUGGAGGAGAGCUGUGUGCACGCCGAAGAGCUGCUGCCUGCUGGGCGCAUAGAGUUCGAGUUUCAGGGUGAUCCCUGCCUUCUGGAUGUACAUGUAUUCACAGUGGAAAAAUACAAGGGCAGCCCUCACGAAACCGAAGAGAUGCGCCCGCUUUGGUAUGAAGAGGGUGAAAUUCCCUUUGACAAGAUGUGGGCAGACGACAGGUUCUGGUUUCCUCUGAUGCUGGAAAAGAAGCUCUUCAAAGCACGCUUUCUCUUCAAAGGACACGAGACGAUCCUUGACCAAUCUUUACAAGUUGUUGAUGCUUUGUGACGUGAUAUGUUGCUGCGAAGUGACUAUAUGGAAUGAGCUGUAUUUGAAGCUGGCAUAUCUGUGAGUUGCAUCACGCUUUGUUCAUCCUUGCAUCUAUUACUAAACAUAUCCAUCAAAUAAAAACGUUGUAUUAAGA